AGUUUGUUUAUGGAUACUGGUAUACAAAUGGUGUUUCAUUAGGUUUAGAAUUUGUCUAAAAACCGAUACUACCCCUUGGUGAAAUUGAUUUAGAGAAUAUGGAGAAACUCGAGAAACCGCAGAUAAUUUGUCAUAUUGAGAAAUCAGUAAAUUAUUCAUUAUUUGAUACCAAAUGGAUACCUUGCAGUGCAAAGUUUGUGGUUAUGGGCUCACGGCCGCGAGGUAGUGGUAUAAUACAAAUCUAUGAAUUAUCUAGCGGAGAAUUGAAAUUAAUUAAAGAUAUCGAAAGGUCGCAACCUGUAAAAUGUGGUACUUUUAAGGCUUCCAGUUUGAAAGACAGAUAUUUGGCAACUGGAGAUUUUCAGGGUAAACUUAACAUCUACAACUUAGAAGAUCCCUCCAUACCAAUUUACACAGCUAAGGCUCACAAUGAGAUCAUCAAUGCCAUUGAUGGAGUUGCUGGACAAAGUGUUGGUUGUGGUGCACCAGAAUUAGUAACUGGUUCUAAAGAUGGAAGUGUUAAAGUAUGGGAUCCUAGACAAAAGGAUCGUCCGGUAGCUGUAAUGGAACCUAAAGAAGGUGAAAGCCGAAGAGACUGUUGGACAGUUACAUUUGGAAAUUCCUAUAACUCUGAAGAAAGAGUUGUAGCUGCAGGUUAUGAUAAUGGGGAUGUGAAAAUGUUUGAUCUGAAAGCAAUGUCUGUCAGAUGGGAAAGUAAUCUGAAGAAUGGAGUUUGCAGUGUUGAAUUUGACAGAAAAGAUAUUUCAAUGAACAAACUAGUAGCAACAACUUUGGAAUCGAAAUUCUACUUAUUCGAUUUAAAAACACAACAUCCCAAAAAAGGAUUUGCAUACCUUACCGAACAAGCACACAAUUCAACAGUAUGGUUGGUCAGACAUUUGCCUCAAAAUCGGGAGAUAUUUGUUACUUGUGGUGGAGGAGGAAGCCUUUGUCUUUGGAAAUAUAAUUAUCCAGAAAAAAGGAAGAUAGUAGACGCGGAUGGCAUAGAACAAGGUGUGGUUGGAAAUCUGUCUCUUUUACAAAAUAUCACUGUUUCAUCUCAACCAGUUAGUUCUUUGGAUUGGAGCCCGGACAAACAAGGAUUGGCAGUUUGUACCGCAUUUGAUCAAUGUGUACGGGUCAUAAUCACUACGAAACUUAAUACUUACUGAAAAAAAUUGGAAAAAUUUCUACUAUAUUCCUUCAAGUUUUUCUACACGACGCAUCUUAAUAAAAUAGAUCAUUGAUAUUGCACAGACCAAGGAAAAUACAAAUGCGCUUUUAUACUUGUAAAUAAUAUUAUUUACAUCACUUUGUAGUUUUAUCAAUAAAACAGUUAUUGAAUUAGUGUCGAUAAAA
Messenger RNA from Osmia bicornis bicornis, 1359 nucleotides. RefSeq names its product dynein axonemal assembly factor 10 (gene Wdr92). The record is from RefSeq and is a predicted model, not a curated record. NCBI's taxonomy places the organism in Eukaryota, Metazoa, Arthropoda, Insecta, Hymenoptera, Megachilidae. Bases 99 to 1172 code for a protein of 357 amino acids. The transcript has 4 exons. Gene Ontology annotation, molecular function: ubiquitin binding.